Glycine soja is the source of this 711-nucleotide messenger RNA. RefSeq lists its product as uncharacterized. The transcript has 2 exons. Bases 54 to 644 code for a protein of 196 amino acids. Lineage: Eukaryota; Viridiplantae; Streptophyta; Magnoliopsida; Fabales; Fabaceae. The record is from RefSeq and is a predicted model, not a curated record.
AUGAGAUGCUCUUGUUCAUCUCGACCAAGCAAUAACGAUAAAGAAAGAAGUUUAUGGUUAUGGAGGCCUCGGCAUCCAUUUGCAACAACAGACCCUUCAUCUUCUCUUCCUCUCGUGCCAUAACACAAAAAUCUUGCACUCUCUCAUCACCUAUGCUUGUCAAAUCCAUGGCCACUCCCAAGCCUCUUCCCUCGGUCUCUAGAACUGUAGGCUCUAGAAAGAACUCAACUGUGUUCCCACUUGGGGAACAACCUAGGAGCAGUCCCGCCACAGCCACGCCUCCCAUAAAACUUCUGACAAGGAUGGAGCAGCUGAAGCUGCUGAGCAAAGCAGAGAAAGCAGGGUUGCUAUCUGCAGCAGAGAAGUUUGGGUUCUCCCUCUCAACAAUAGAGAGGCUUGGACUCCUCUCAAAAGCAGAAGAGUUGGGUGUGCUAUCUGCUGCCACUGAUCCUGGAACUCCAGGGACACUCUUAACCCUCAGCUUAGGGUUGUUGAUCCUUGGACCGUUGUUUGUUUACUUGGUUCCUGAGGACAACCUUGGAGAGGUGGGGUUGCAGGUUGUGGUUGCCUUGGCCGGUGUAAUUGGGGGUUCUGCUGGUUUUGCUGCAUCAAAUUUUGUAUCCAACUUGCAGAAAUUGAAAUAAAUUUGAUGACCCUUUUGAUGUCUCUUUAGGUCUCUUGGACCUGAAAGUACUUUUCUUUGCUAUCUCA